Klebsormidium nitens is the source of this 1230-nucleotide messenger RNA. Lineage: Eukaryota; Viridiplantae; Streptophyta; Klebsormidiophyceae; Klebsormidiales; Klebsormidiaceae. The record is from the annotation of a GenBank genome assembly.
CCAGCACAGAACGUAUGCACGCAUCGCGCGCCCAUUUCUGUCCGUUUUGCGUCAAUCUAAUGCUGGCACAGGAAGUUUUGUAAAAGUUCUGAGGAGUCUGAGCCAUUGUGUCGCUUGCUCGCUUUCAUAGUUUCAAGCCGUUCAUGCAGGCCGUUGUUGCAGCCUUACAAGUUACCACUUCCACAAGUCUAGAUUCCUUCUGUAAAGUAGAUUGCAGGGUAACCUCCGUCCAUCGUUCCACAUUCAAAUCGAGGGUCAAUGGCGGAGUCGUCGGCCCAACGCCAUAUUGUCAUAGCCUUAGACUCAUCUGACCACGCAAAGUAUGCGCUGGAUUGGGCAAUCGAGAAUGUGAUCAGAUCGGGGGACAAUGUUGUUCUGCUGUCAGUGGCUCAAAAAGACGAGUACGAGGGACAAGCUGCUCUCUGGGGCUCCAAAGGCUCACCAUACAUCCCCCUCGUUGAGUUUGACAUCCUGAAGAAGUAUCAUUUGCUGGACCACGCCGCGAUUGAGAAGCUGCAGAAGGUGUCCAAGCAGAAUAAUAUCGAGGUUGUGGGCCAGAUCCACUACGGCGACCCCCGCGACAAGGUGGUGGAAGCGUGCCAGCAGGUGGCCGCGGACCUGCUUGUCUUGGGUAGCCGCGGCCUCGGUUCCGUCAAGCGGGUGUUGUUGGGGAGUGUGAGCACCUAUGUCGUUGCGAAUGCUCCGUGCCCCGUGACGGUCGUCAAAAAGCCUUGAAGACAUUGGCUGUAAGUAAUCGUAUACACAGGUUGUAUUCUAAGUCGAAGUGAUGAAAGCGUCAGAACCAGUGUCAUUGUACCUACCCGUAUUUACUGUAGACUCUAGACCCUGUCCAAGCUAUUUAAAAGGUCAAAUAAUAGCAGAUAACAAGUUGCCAAGGAUUCAACAGGUUUCUUAGGCAUUUGUAUAGCUAGUGAAUUCAACUUGUAUAGAGUCAUCCGAUGUUCCCCACUCGACGAGCUGAUUGGGCUCGUUUUUGGAUCAAAUUCUGAACGGUGUUGUCAGUGAGCGGACCGGCGCAGCCAAGCGGCCAGUGCACUGACCAUCUAGGGAAAGCACUAUACGCGUACGUACGUGUUGAUCUAAAUAGUAGUACUUCAGAAGUUGGCUGUCGGACGCGUGGCUUCCGGCAUGCAACCGUCAUGUUGGAUUGCUGUGCAAAUCAAUAGGCCGAAUUUACUGUAUUAUAAUCAAAUUGUCAAUCAUUCGCGG